AUGUCUAACGACUUCUUGCAAUCUUCCCCCUCACGUCAUAUGAUUGACCCGGCCAUUUAUAACUCGUUUCCUGAUAUGCAAGAGGAUCGGAACCCUACUAAUUCUCAUGCUGGAAAUGGAAAUACUCUGCAGCAUCAGCAACAUCCCCAGUCACAGCCGUCGGCCGGGCCCCCAUCAGCUCAGAAAAGUCACAAUCAGUUGCCCUCAAAUUUAACAGGAUGGACUCCAUUGAUUUCAAAGACAAUAUUUAAUGAUCAAUUAAUUUCAUAUAACUCCACUCCAAGUGGGAAAUUUUUCAAUGGGGUGUUGUCUGGUCAUGUAAACAAUGAAAUUGAUUAUGCGCAAGGACUAAAUUUAACCCCAUUCUUGACUCACAAUUUGAAUAUUCCAAAUUCUAAUUCCCAUAUGAAUGGAAUAAGUAAUAUCACUCCGUUUCAUGACAAAACAUUACAUUUAACCGACUUCUUUAUGGACUCUCCAAUCAAACAGACUCCUAUUAAGAAUAUUGAUACUAUCACUCCAUCAAAAUUCAAGAUUGGAAGCGAAAGAAAAUAUUUAAAACAGUCUGUUUUCCAGGACCCGAAGAGUACACUGAAACGAUCCAUUACUCAGAUAGAUACUCCCCCAAGGCAGCCUCAUAAAGUAUCUAUCUUAAACAAGCAAGAAGCAAGAUAUGAAAAAAAUAAUAUCAUCGAUGAUAGAGUAGAGAGUAAAGAUGAAGAGGAAGACGACGAAGGUGAUGAUGAAGAAAAUGAGAAAAAGGGUAAUAGAAAAUCUAUAAGUAAAAGCAAGUUAUAUGGUCAGAAUUUACAAACUCCAUCAAAAACAGUUUUAAAAGAUAUUUCGAAUAUUAACAAAAACCAAGGUAAAUCAACACCAAUACCAAAGAAUUCAAAGAAAACCAAGGAAUCUUUCGAGACUCCCUCUAAGCAAAUUCCCGACUCUUCACCUUCUACAGUUAUAAUGUCAAGUGCAGUUAAUUCGCCGCCAUCAAAACCUUUGACGACUAAUGAUAUUGAUAAUGCAAAAAAUGUCACUGUCAAAUAUUCAACAACAACUCAAAACUUACCUCCAAGUCCAACUCCUAAGAAAGAGAUAGCAAACAAUUCUGAUAAUGUUGAUGUAUUAAAACCUACUAUGGGUGUAUUUUCCGAGAAGAAGUCAAAGCCACUUAAAACCAAACCAGCUGUUUUUAAGAAUUUGUCUAGUGAAUCGACGGGUACGUCCAGUUCUAUGAAUACCAAGACAAAAAGUAAUAGUAAGACUCAAAUGCAAGCUGGUAUGAAUAAAUUUCAAAUAGUUUUUACUGAUGUUCAUACCUUGAUGAACAAAAAGAAUAAACUGAAAAAAGUGAACAAUGCACCUGCAAACCCUAAAUUAAAAAGAUCACAAUCAACUAAUAGAUCCAAAGACGAACUGUUUCAUAUUAAUGAUAAUGCCAAACCAAGGAGCUUAACCAGAUCAGCAACAGCACCAGUCUCCAAUCAGCAAUCUUAUCAAAGUACACGUAAAACGGGUUCUUCUCACGACCACAACGUAUCUAUGAAUACAAGCUCAAAAGAGGUAAGCCUUAUAUCAGGUAAUAGUAACUCAAUGAAUACUAGUAACUUGAAUAUGUCAUCCACAGACCAUUCGUCUUUUGAACUAGGUGGAUUGUCUUCAACCCCGAAUGGUAAAUAUUUUUUGGAUAAAAUGUUUGACAAACCUUCUCCGCAAUCACAACAGAAUUUAAACGCCAACCAGUAUUAUUCCAUGCAUCAACAUUCUUUGUCGAAUAUGCCACCCCCAAAUCCUAAUACAUCAAGACCUCCACCAACAGUAGCACAGCACAAUUUACUGCAUGCACAACAACAGCAGCAACAUCCAAUGAUGAUGAUGAUGAUGAUGAUGAGUACUCCUCAACAUCAAAAUGUUGUUAACUAUGGUUCAAAUGUUUACAACUCUACUAAUGAAAUAUCUCCUACAUCAGACAACCAAUUUGCAUCCAAUUCUAACCUUUCCAGCUUUUCGUAUCAACCUUACCCAAAGAGUGGAACCCCUUCUCAUAGUAUGAUGGGACCUAUGGUUGCAAAUCAGAAGGAAUCAUCGCAAUAUUCGCAAUUAAUUCCGGUGUCGACAAGUGAUGAGGACGACGAUGUGUUAUUAAAGAGGGAGGAGGAGGACAGUGUAUGA
This is a messenger RNA of Debaryomyces tyrocola, 2172 nucleotides long. NCBI's taxonomy places the organism in Eukaryota, Fungi, Ascomycota, Pichiomycetes, Serinales, Debaryomycetaceae. The record is from the annotation of a GenBank genome assembly.